AUGAAUUCUCAAAAUGGCUACGAUACUCAUCAACAGCAACCGCAACCUACCGAUGAGAAUGUCACAGAAGUUGGAUGGUACGUUCUCGGAGAGAAUCAACAACAAGUCGGUCCUUACGUCUUCUCAGAGGUGCGCGAGCAUUUCUUAAAUGGCUACUUGUCAGAGAACACACUUUUAUGGUCUGAAGGAAAAACUGAGUGGCAACCUUUGUCUUCCAUUUCUGAGUUGUGGGAUGAAAUUAACCGUCUUCGAAUUGGACCUGAUUCUUCUUCAACUGCGGUGCCUGCUGAUGCUGAGGAUGUUGACGAGUUUGAGAAAUGGCAAAAGGAGAUUAAGGAGGCAGAGGCACAAGUGGAAGGUUCAGAAUUAGGGACCUUUUCCGCUGAUGUUGUUGUUGGUGGUGUGGCAGAGGAAGACUCUGAGAGACCUUCUACACCGCCUGAUGGUGAAGAGGAGUUUACUGAUGAUGACGGGACUAUAUAUAAGUGGGACAGGAAUAUUAGGGCCUGGGUUCCGCAGGAGGAGUGUACUCCUGGUAGUGCCUUGCCUUAUGGGGUUGAAGAGAUGACCUUCUUGAAAGAAGAGGAAGUUUUUCCGACAGUACCUGAUUCCAAUGCCUCUAAAAUUGUUGAAGAUAGUUCAGAAUUGAAUGUUUCUGCAACUUCCUUAAAGGAAGAAAGCAAAGAAGAAAAUACUGAUACGGUAGCUGAUAGAAAGAGGAAGCUUUCAGAUAAACCAGAAGAAAAGAAGGAAGCUAAUAAACCUCCUGUCAGUUGGUUUGAAUUAAAGAUUAAUACACAUGUUUAUGUCACUGGGUUGCCUGAGGAUGUCACUAUUGAUGAAGUUGUGGAAACAUUUUCCAAGUAUGGAAUUAUAAAAGAGGACCCAGACACCAAACGACCUCGUGUUAAGCUUUAUGUUGAUAAAGGGACAGGAAGGAAAAAGGGAGAUGCUCUGGUUACAUAUCUUAAGGAACCAUCAGUGGCUCUGGCAAUCCAAAUUUUGGAUGGUGCGCCUUUUCGGCCUGGCGACAACACUCCGAUGUCUGUCUCCCUGGCUAAAUUUGAGCAGAAAGGAGAGAAGUUUGUAUCCAAGCAAGUAGACAAUAAAAAGAAGAAGAGAACGAAAAAGUUGGAAGACAAAAUGCUUGGAUGGGGUGGUCGUGAUGAUGCAAAAAUUUCUAUUCCAACAACUGUCGUCCUUCGCUAUAUGUUCACUCUUGCUGAAAUGAGGGCUGAUGAAAAUUUGCGCAUAGAACUUGAAGAAGAUGUUAAAGAGGAAUGCACAAAGCUUGGACCUUUAGACGCAGUCAAGGUAUGCGAGAAUCAUCCUCAGGGUGUUGUUUUAGUUAAAUUCAAGGAUAGGAAGGGGGCUCAGGCAUGCAUACAAUUGAUGAAUGGAAGAUGGUUUGGUGGCAGACAGGUACAUGCCAGUGAAGAUGAUGGUUUAAUAAACCAUGCCACAGUCCGAGAUCUCGAUGAAGAUGCCAAGCGAUUGGAGCAAUUUGGCGAGGAACUUGAAGGUGAAUAA
This is a messenger RNA of Lathyrus sativus (Indian pea), 1530 nucleotides long. NCBI's taxonomy places the organism in Eukaryota, Viridiplantae, Streptophyta, Magnoliopsida, Fabales, Fabaceae. The record is from the annotation of a GenBank genome assembly.